Molecule: messenger RNA, 585 nt
Organism: Lathyrus oleraceus (garden pea)
Lineage: Eukaryota; Viridiplantae; Streptophyta; Magnoliopsida; Fabales; Fabaceae
Exons: 1
Coding region: 1-585 (194 amino acids)
Source: RefSeq, a predicted model, not a curated record
AUGUACCUCGCAGUCCUUCGGGGGUCUAUAGGAUGCGUCCUCGGACAACAUGACGAAACUGGAAGAAAAGAGCAUGCCAUAUACUACUUAAGCAAAAAGUUUACUGAUUACAAGAGUAGGUAUUCAGUGCUUGAGAAAACCCGCUAUGCACUUGCUUGGGCUGCCAAAUGCUUGAGGAAAUACAUGCUUACACAUACGACACUCCCAAUCUACAAGAUAAAUCCAGUCAAAUACAUCUUCGAGAAGCCUGCUCUCAUCAAUAGAGUUGCUCGUUUGCAAAUGGCUCUAACUGAGUACGACAUUCAACAUGUCACUCCGAAAGAGGUCAAUGGAAGUGUCUUAUCUGACUAUCUUGCUCACCAACCCUUGGAGGAUUAUCACUCCAUCCACUUUGAAUUCCCUGAUGAAGACAUCAUGUUGAUAAGGGAUUGCAACAUCCCCGACCCCGAGGAAGGACCAGAACCCGAGUCUCGUUGGACACUUGUGUUUGAUGGAGCUUCUUACGCUCAAGGAAAUGGAAUUGGGGCAAUCAUCACCUCCCCCGUCUGGUUUUCAUCUACCCUUCACUGUGAGGUUGUGCUUUGA